CUCUGCCACUGCCGUUUCCUCACUCCCUUCGUGUACAGGUUCACACUGCACAUCCGUGUCAAACUGCCGACUGGGUUUAGAUCGGUAUCCGGGGCUAUCACUCUAAUUCCGCCUAUCGCUUGGCGAUCUAAUCAGAUUAUAAAAAGUUGGAGCGACGAUGACGCCGUCGGAUUCCACUUACAAGCCCUUCGCGGCCUACAAGAUGUCGUCUACCAUAAAGAACCUAUACUACAAGCUCUCUCCAACGUCGUCGUCUUUCUCUGUGCCUACGGCUAAGAAACCCGGUACAUUCACCAAAGCACCAACCACCGAUGCGCUGUUCCCCACCACAGACCCCGCCAUAGAUGGAGACGACUGCCUACACGACUGCGCGUCGUGCUCGGUCAAAUAUCCCAGUAAAUUCACCAUUGACGAGAACGAGAAGCUGUACGGUCAUGUCAAGGGCUGGAGCACUCACCUCAUUGUCGCCACUGGGAAGUCGGAUUGGGUGCGCGAUGUUGCCGACGAGAAGGGCAGCAUUAUGGAGGCCGUGGAUACUAGCAAGGUGAAGCCGAGUAAUGGCCGCCUAAUGCUCUCAGCCUCCAACAUUCCCAUCCCCGACUACUCAGACCACAGCACCACCGUCCUCCUCCUCCCUUCAUUCCAAUUCAUCGACCACGUCACCCCUGCGAACACCCCCCAACUCAUCUCGGACUUCAUAAAUACUGGCCCGACAAAUACCUCGCCUCUUCCCCAAACCUCUGCUGAGUCUGCUGAGUCUUCGCUUCCACCCUCUUUGCCUACCUCAGAAUCCUCGUCUGCGGACCCCGCCCCCACAACGACAACCACCAUUGUGCCAACAAUAUCCUCCAUAUCGCCUCUCAGAGCUCGGCCAUGUCCUCACAAAUACCUCAUCCUCCUCUGUAGCCAGAAGACGCGCGACGCCCGCUGUGGUCAAUCAGCGCCUCUCCUCCGCCGCGAGUUUGAACGCGUCCUGCGACCACUCGGCCUAUAUCGUGACCUACAUGAUGAGCGGCCUGGUGGUGUUGGAAUAUACUUCAUAAGCCACGUCGGUGGCCACAAAUUUUCCGCAAAUCUUAUGAUAUAUCGUAAAGCUUCCGCAGUGACGAAGUCAAAAGAGGCAAACGGCCAAGUAGACGGCAUUCAACAGACCUUGGACAAACUAAAGGUGGAGGAUGACAAAGGCGACCAGGUUGUCCUCGAUGUGAAUAAAGUGCAGGAGGAGGAAGGAAACGGAGAGGCGGCGCAGUGUAUCUGGCUUGCAAGAGUGCGGCCUGAAGAUUGUGAAAACAUCAUUCGGUAUACAGUGCUGCAAGGCAAGGUUCUAAAGCCAGAAAGGCAGCUCAGGGGUGGAUUUGACCGAUGUAAGCAAUUGGUGAGCUGGUGAUAAGCUCAUCCUGACGGAUCCUUUCGGCUGCGUUCAUAAGCGUUCAUAAGUUGGUUUAAACAGUUUGCGGGAUUGGAUACGCCUUAGCAACACUACGAUGCAUCUAAGUUGUUGCAUGACUUCCAUGUCCGUUUCCACUUGCUUUUUUUUUCGUUUGAUAGUCCGCUUCUUUCCUCACCAAGUCUUCGGGUGUCUUAGCAGCUUCCAGAUAGAGUACUUAGCCUUCUAGAGCACUUCCCAUUAUCCUCCCGCAUGACACAAAUCACUCAAAAAUUCUUCCCGAC
Messenger RNA from Lindgomyces ingoldianus, 1671 nucleotides. RefSeq lists its product as uncharacterized. The record is from RefSeq and is a predicted model, not a curated record. NCBI's taxonomy places the organism in Eukaryota, Fungi, Ascomycota, Dothideomycetes, Pleosporales, Lindgomycetaceae. The coding region runs from base 158 to 1387 and encodes 409 amino acids. The transcript has 2 exons.